Molecule: messenger RNA, 852 nt
Organism: Sphenostylis stenocarpa
Lineage: Eukaryota; Viridiplantae; Streptophyta; Magnoliopsida; Fabales; Fabaceae
Source: the annotation of a GenBank genome assembly
AUGCAACCAUAUCACGUGCAUGCAAGGAAAACGACGUCGCAACGCCUGACCGUUAGAAACGCCGUCACUGUCGACGCCGGGUUCCUGUGUCCUUCUCAGUUGUCAAGACACCAAUCAGAAAACGACACACCAGCUUUCCCUUGCGCCGAAGUUCCACCUGUGAUGGUUGAAACCGACAUGGACACCGAAACUGCUGCAAAUGCUGUUCAAUCAAAGGAAACUCCAAACAAUGUUCCCAUCCCUCACCAUUCCUCACACCCUCCUCUUAAUGAAAGGAUUAUUUCAUCCAUGACCAGGAGAUCUGUUGCUGCACACCCGUGGCAUGACCUUGAGAUUGGGCCUGGUGCUCCAACGACCUUCAAUUGUGUAAUUGAAAUUGGGAAAGGGAGCAAGGUGAAAUACGAACUUGACAAAAAAUCGGGGCUUAUCAAGAUCGACCGCGUGCUUUACUCAUCAGUUGUGUAUCCUCACAACUAUGGUUUUAUCCCACGUACUAUUUGUGAGGACAGUGAUCCCUUGGAUGUCUUGAUCAUUAUGCAGGAGCCGGUUCUUCCAGGUUGCUUUCUUCGAGCCAAAGCAAUUGGUCUCAUGCCCAUGAUUGAUCAGGGGGAGAAAGAUGAUAAAAUAAUCGCUGUCUGUGCUGAUGAUCCUGAGUAUCGACAUUACAAUGAUAUCAAGGAGCUUCCUCCACAUCGUUUAGCUGAAAUUCGUCGUUUCUUUGAAGACUACAAGAAGAAUGAAAACAAGGAAGUUGCAGUAAACGACUUUUUGCCUGCCUCAGCUGCUUUUGAAGCGAUUAAAAGAUCUAUGAGUUUGUAUGCGGACUACAUAGUAGAGAGCUUGAGGCGGUAG